Messenger RNA from Sesamum indicum (sesame), 3106 nucleotides. Its product is annotated as dynamin-related protein 5A. Gene Ontology annotation, molecular function: GTP binding; GTPase activity; microtubule binding. Lineage: Eukaryota; Viridiplantae; Streptophyta; Magnoliopsida; Lamiales; Pedaliaceae. Gene Ontology annotation, cellular component: cytoplasm; microtubule; membrane. The record is from RefSeq and is a predicted model, not a curated record.
GACUAUUGGCCCAUUAAGUGGCCCAUCCAACUCGAGUACGUGACUAUUGGCCCAUCAAGUGGCCCAUCCAACUCGAGUAUGUGACUAUUGGCCCAUCAAGUGGCCCAUCCAACUCGAGUAUCUAACGGCUCUCUACGUCUUCAAAUUCAAAAUUUGAACGACCCUAUUCGCUUCCCAGCGCCUGCGUUUCCCCUCUCUGACUCUCUCUCCCUCUCUCUCUUCAAUGGCCACCACCAGUAACGGUCCGGGAACCGCCAUCGAUUUCAUCACUACACCCAGUAAAACCCAGACCGGCGCAAAGUCUGCUUCCGGGAAGCGCCAGCGCCAUGACUCUGUGGACGCUUUAAACAAGUCAGCUUCCGAAUUCAAAACGAGAUUCGAGGCCUACAACCGGCUGCAGGCUGCCGCCGUUGCAUUUGGAGAGAAACUCCCAAUACCGGAGAUUGUCGCUAUCGGAGGUCAAUCUGAUGGCAAGAGUUCGCUCCUUGAAGCCCUGCUAGGGUUCAGGUUCAAUGUACGGGAAGUUGAAAUGGGCACACGACGCCCGCUCAUUCUCCAGAUGGUUCAUGAUCCCACUGCUAUGGAGCCCCGAUGCCGCUUUCAGGAAGAGGAUUCUGAAGAAUAUGGGAGUCCUAUUGUAUCAUCUACUGCAAUUGCAGAUUACAUAAAGUUGCGGACUGAAGCACUUUUGAGGAAGACCAGAACUGCAGUUUCUUCUAAGCCUAUUAUUAUGCGAGCAGAAUAUGCACAUUGUCCUAAUCUCACCAUUAUUGAUACUCCAGGCUUUGUUCUCAAGGCAAAGAAGGGCGAACCUGAGAGUACACCGGAUGAAAUUUUGUCAAUGGUGAAGUCCUUAGCUAGUCCGCCACAUCGCAUUCUUGUUUUUCUUCAACAGAGUAGUGUAGAAUGGUGCUCGUCUUUGUGGUUAGAUGCUGUUCGUGAAAUAGAUCCAGCCUUUAGACGAACACUCAUUGUUGUCUCCAAAUUUGAUAACCGUCUCAAGGAGUUCAGCGACCGUUGGGAAGUUGAUCGCUAUUUGAGUGCAAAUGGAUAUCUUGGAGAGAACACUCGGCCAUUUUUUGUUGCCCUGCCUAAAGAGAGAAGCUCAGUUUCUAAUGAAGAGUUCCGGAGGCAAAUUUCUCAGGUAGAUACAGAAGUACUACGUUAUCUACGAGAUGGUGUUAAAGGGGGAUUUGAUGAAGAGAAGUACAAAUCCUACAUAGGGUUUGGAUGCCUCAGAGAUUAUUUAGAAUCUGAACUCCAGAAGAAAUACAAAGAAGCUGCCCCUGCCACAUUGGCGUUACUGGAACAGCGUUGCACCGAAGUCACAGCUGAAUUGAACAGAUUGGACAGCAGAAUACAGGCAACUUCUGAUGUGGCUCAUCUUCGCAGAUCUGCCAUGUUGCAUGCUGCUUCCAUCUGCAGCCAUCUGGAAGCACUUCUUGAGGGAGCAGCAGAUCCAGCACCAGAGCAAUGGGGGAAGACAACAGAAGAGGAAAAAUCGAACAGUGGUAUAGGUGGUUGGCCUGGUGUUACCAGAGAGAUAAAGCCUCCAAACGCUACUCUUCGUCUUUAUGGGGGCGCUGCAUUUGAAAGAGUGGUGCAUGAGUUUCGUUGUGCCACAUAUUCCAUGGAAUGCCCAGUUGUGUCAAGGGAGAAGGUAGCGAAUAUCUUACUUGCCCAUGCUGGAAGGGGUGGAAGUAGAGGAGUUACAGAGGCUGCUGCGGAGAUUGCACGUGCUGCAGCCCAGUCGUGGCUUGCACCUCUUCUUGACACAGCAUGUGAUCGGCUUGCUUUCGUAUUGUCUAAUCUUUUUGAUAUUGCUAUUGAGAGAAAUCAUCAUCAUCAUCAUCAUUUUGGAUAUGGUCAGCUAUAUGGAGAUAUGGACGUGUAUGUUGGUUUUCAUGCUGCUUUGAGGCACUCGUACAACUGCUUUGUAAAGGAUCUUGCCAAGCAAUGCAAACAAGCUGUUCGUCACCAUCUUGACUCAGUUACCAGCCCAUAUUCUCAGGUCUGCUAUGAGAAUGAUGUAUUGGGGAAUUUCAGUUCAGGUAUAAGCACAAAUUAUCAAAUAAAUCGAGUCCCAGCUGGAUCAUUUUGUCUUGAGCUAUCCGACGAAGCGCCUGCCGUGCACAAGGUAAUUAGUAGCAACCAAGAAAACAUGCCGCCAGAGAAAAAUGAAACUACACCAGGAAAAGUGGCUGAAGCUAGAGAAGCUCUUCGAGAAUGUCAGAUGACUGUGCCUGAGACACCAUCACCCGAUCAACCACGUGAUGAGAACUAUGCAGUUAAAAAGGAACUUGGUAAUUGUGUUGAAGUCGGAGCAAGAAAACGCCAGCCUAGAAUUACAGGCAACAACAGGAAUUUGGAUCCUUUUAGGAGCCAAAAUGGUGGUGGUCUUUCACUGGUGAGUGGGGAUUCUGCUUCCCGACCAGGAUCAGCUUACACAGAGAUAUGUUCAUCUACUGCACGUCAUUUUGCUCGAAUUCGUGAAGUUCUGAUUGAGAGGGGGGUGGCAUCAAGUUUAAAUUCUGGCUUUUUGACACCAUGCCGAGAGCGGCUUAUGGUAGCACUUGGAUUGGAUUUGUUUGCUGUGAGUGACGAGAAAUUCAUGGACAUGUUUGUUGUCCCUGGAGCAAUUGAUGCACUUCAGAACGAAAAGCAGGCCCUUCAGAAGCGGCAGAAACUACUGCACUCUUGCUUGAAUGACUUCAAAAAUGUGGCAAGAGCACUUUGAGAGAAACUUCUCACAUAUUACACCAGGAAUGAACCUCAUGAUCAAUGAAUUUUCAUAUCGAAUUCGCUGGGAGAGAUGGGAAUCCUUUGUUUUCACGUCCAGUGAAACCAUCAAGAGAUCUCCCUUCUUACAAGGUAUGAGUUGGCUCAUUUCUUUGUAAGACUUGCAUUACUUUGCCUGACUUGCAAUAUUAGUAGUUUAAUUGGGGGAGGAUGAUAGUUGUAAUAUGUGCAUCAUGCAUGUCAUGCAGUGCUUUUAUUCAUUGAAACUCUAUUCUCUUUUUCCCUGUUGUGAAUAAUAUGUUCCCGAAUCAAUGACCCUAUGGUUCUGAAUAUGUGAGUGAAUGCAGAAGAAAGUUCUUUCCCAGAA